Molecule: messenger RNA, 697 nt
Organism: Chrysoperla carnea
Lineage: Eukaryota; Metazoa; Arthropoda; Insecta; Neuroptera; Chrysopidae
Exons: 3
Coding region: 14-697 (227 amino acids)
Source: RefSeq, a predicted model, not a curated record
CGAUUACCGAAUUAUGGAUGUAAAUAAAAUCCUUAAAAUGGAAAAUCAAAUUCCUUUGACGGAAUCAGACGAUAAUUUGAAUUUAUCAGAAAAUGAAAGUUUAGUUGAGGGGAAAAUGAGUGAAGAAUGGACAGACGGAGAGUUAGAGGAAAAUGAAAUUUUAUCUGAAGAAAUUUCAAGCUACAAUUCAGAUUUGGAUAUUUAUGCAAGAGAUGUAUCCAAAUAUAGUUUAAAAACACCAAGCACAGGAUCCUAUUUUUAUGGAUCGCCAUAUAAUAUUCGAUGUUUGGGUGAAAUAGAACUUUCACGUAGUUCGAGAUACUUAAAUCCUUUUAAUUUUUUCCCACUUGUGGCACUUGAUAUUGAUUUACAGGAUCAUCUAUGGACGCCAGAGGAACCACCCAUAUACGAUGACAUUGGAGUCGAAAGGUAUCUGGAUUUGGUCAAAGAAAAUAAAGCGGAAAUUGUCCAAGAUAUUAUUAGUCAAUUACACACAGAGACGAUGAAUUUAAAGUACUAUGGUUUAAAAAAUCGAAGCUAUAAGAUUCUUCUUGAGGUAUUGAAAUAUAAUAAACAUAUAAAACAUUUGGAUUUGACCAAUAAUGUGAUCGAUUCAGUGGAUGUUGCGAAUAUUUUUUCAGAUAUGAUUAAACAAAACAACACACUUGAAAGUAUAAACUUAACAUUUUGCAAGUAA